UGAUUGUUUACAUCGCUCCAUGACAACAUGUAGUCAACACUCAGAUCGAUAAUUUUAAAGGAUCACUAGCAUUCACAAUGCCUCUCAAAACGUGUAUUUUAUGCGAAAAACGGCUCAAAAUACACCAACGCAGUCCUGUAAAUAAACAUGUCGCAAAAUAUUUAAAAAAGAAUUUCCUGAUAGAAACAACACAAGAUCAAUUUAUUUGUGGCAAGUGUAGUCGGCCAGCGUAUUACGCUGCAUCACAUCAACCUUCUUGUGCACAACAACCUUCUUGUGCCUCUACCAGCUCAUUGCCGCCGCAAAAUGUUCUCCCAAACAGUCCUCCUUCAAUCAAAUUGAAUAUUAAAACAACAUCAAAAAGCCAUGCUUAUUGUUUCAUUUGCAAGAAACCUGGACCAAAAUUGAUUGUCGUUCCUACUUCUACAAGGACAGAAACCUUCAUUCAACAUAAUAUUUUAAUAACAGCGGAAAGUAGGUGUUGUCCCGGUCAUUUCAAGCAAAAUGGUACAUCCUAUGAAGAAAAUGUAAUUUCAAAAUUGUCUACAAUAGACAAUGUUUUUUUAAACAGAUCAUCUCUUCUUAAUCUUCUUACUGCAGUUCGAGAGUACUGCGUAUGUUCAAAAAGUAAGAGGCUGUCGUUUGAUGACUUAACAACUUUCAGUGAGGAAGACAUGUUAAAUCUUACCGGCAUUUCGGUGUCAAACUUUUUAGCACUCUUGAAAGCCGUCGAAUUAUCAAUAAGAAACACGCCUGCUAGAACUGUAGCAACUACUAUUGGAAUUUUCUUGUUUAAGUUAAAGUCAGGUCUAUCAAAUAAGGUCCUGUCAACUUUGUUUGACGUUUCAAAAUCAAGCGUCAGAAGAGCCAUACAAACAUCCAGAAAAGUACUUAUGACCGACUUUGUGCCUUUUAAUCUUGCUUUUCACACAUUUCACGCGAAGAUGUAAUAAAUAAACAUACCCGUAAUUUGGCACAACUUCUUUUCACGGAAAAUAAGGAACAAGUCAUCCUCGUUCUCGACGGAACCUACAUCUACAUUCAAAAAAGUGGAAACUUUCAAUUUCAACGGCAAACGUAUAGUAUGCACAAGGGAAGACCAUUAGUUAAACCCAUGGUUAUUGUAACAACAUCAGGAUAUUUUAUUUCCGUAAUCGGUCCAUAUUUGGCCAACAGCAAAAAUAACGACGCAUCAAUUCUGCAUCAUAUAAUUAAAAACAACAUCGAAGAAAUUAAAAACUGGGUCAAGGAAAACGACAUAUUUGUUGUCGACAGAGGCUUCCGUGAUGCCACCUCUCUGCUUGAAGAGCUCGGGAUCCACGCGCAGAUGCCGUCAUUUUUGCCGCGAGGAAGCAAACAACUACCAACUGAUUUGGCAAACUCUUCACGGCUAGUUACAAAGGUAAGAUGGGUAGUUGAAGCGGCUAACGCUAGAAUCAAGCGGUGGAAGUAUUUGGACCACAUCUUGCCAACGAAUCAAGUGCCAUACAUAGGCGACUAUAUUAAAAUUAUUUGUAGUUUAUGUAACAAGUUUCUUCCACCUGUGAGUGCCAACUGUGAAUCGUCUGAAGAUUUUUUAUGUGCGGAAAGGAUGAUGGCCAAACUAAAAGAAGAAAAUAAAUUGCAAAAAUUUGUAGAAGAUAAUAAUCUCCAUCGCCGUAGUAUCAGUAAAUGGUCGUCUGUUAACGAAUCUGUUUCCAACUUUCCUCAACUUGACGAAACAAUGCUUAAACUCCUGACGCUAGGCACCUACCAGUUGAAGCUCUGUCCGUCUUACAUUCAAGAAUAUAUGGGCUCUGAAUGCACAAUCGAUGUGUUCAGAGAAACUUGUGAUCUCAUUCGUGUCCGUCUUCAAAGCCGUCAUAUUUCAUCAAAGACUUAUCAGGUCUGGAUUCAAUAUGACUCAGACCAUGUUAAAGCAUGGUAUUGUCAAUGCCGGGCAGGUGCGCGUACUGUUGGCACGUGUUCGCACGUUGCAUCUGUCAUUUGGUAUUUGUCUGGUUAAUCCGGGCCAAUAAUGAUUGUGGCAUUCAGGACUGGGGCAAAUAUAUUGAUGACGCGUCUCAUGUGCCACAAACUGUGGACACUUCCGACUCCGAGUCAUAUGUCAGUACUGUUGAGGAGUAAAUAAGUCUUUGGAAUAUUUUUGACGGAAUAUAUCGACGACUAAGGUCUUAUUUACUCCUCAAUAUGUCGGUAUUUUCUACUGGUAAAACUAUCUGAAUUAGCUAAAGGCGUAUCUGGACUUUUAACCUGUAAUUGUUUCAACAGUCGGACAUAUUGUAUUAAGCUUUUAUAUAUUAUGUAGCGGAAAGGUACGUAGUAGAAGUUUUAUGGUAAUAAAAAUGUUUAAACCUGGCAAAAUAUACAUUUUCACAAACAGAUCAGACUUAAGUACGGAAUCCGGAUAGUGCAAGCCAUAAUAUCGAUCUUUCAUCAAGGGCGACACAUAACACACGAAGCGAUACACGAUAUUUUGCGCGACAGUCGCGGCGACGCAGGGUAAUUUGCGCGACAGUCGCGGCGACGCGGGAUAAUUUGCGCGACAGUCGCGGCGUCGCACGAGAUAUUCAACGCGAUAUAUCGCUUUAUGGGCUACCUACACAAGGGCGAUGUAUCGUGUUAAAUAUAUCGUGCGUCACUGCGACUGUCGCGCAUAAUAUGGUGCUUCGCCGCGAUUGUCGCGCAAAAAUUCGUGCGUCGCUUCGUGUGUCGCCCUUGAUGAAAGAAGGGCGAGAUUAUAGAUGGAACUAUCCGGAUUCCGUAAUUAAUAGAUACAUAUGUGCGUGUCACUUAUAAGAUUUAUGUGAAACACCCGGUACAUUCGCUUUUAUAGUCCCUUGCCAGCUGUUGUUAAAAGCUUUCGGCUGAUAAAACACGUUCAUCUUUUUGGGAUGAUAGGGAUAUUUAAAUGUAAUAUUGUAUCAUUUUGUUACAUCCGUUGUCUGUGAAGUGAAAAGUAUACACUCAUAGAUUAGACAUUUGUACGUUAUUUGACGUAAUUAAGGUAUAUGCAGAACUGCUUGUGUCAGUAACAUUUUGAUACGCUGAUGCGUUUGUAACGCUGAAGACGUCAAUUAUUGUAUAAAAUACUGUUGUUUAUGAUAUCUAAUACCAUGAAGUGUUGUGCAUUAUAACAAAUUGUUAUCAUAUGCAGGACUGCUUAUGUCAGUAACAUUUUGAUACGUUGAUGCGUUUGUAACGCUGAAGACGUCAAAUCUUGUAUAAAAUACUGUUGUUUAUGAUAUGUAAUACCAUGAGGUAUUGUGCAUUAUAACACAUUAUCAUAUGCAGGACUGCUUAUGUCAGUAACAUUUUGAUACGUUGAUGCGUUUGUAACGCUGAAGACGUCAAAUCUUGUAUAAAAUACUGUUGUUUAUGAUAUGUUAUACCAUAAAGUAUUGUGAAUUAUAACAAAUUGUAAUCAUAAUGUAAUACUGGGUAACUGGUUUAUUAUUUUAAAUUGCCAACCGGAUGCUUGAUGUUAAGCUUGUAUUUAGUAUGUACAUUAUUUGUUUGCAUUCUAAUUAAAAAUCCGUUACCAUAGUAACAUCUUAAUCAUCAAAGAUUCAUUUUUUAUUGCAGUAAUUAAAAAAUUGAAUAAUACAAUAAUUAAGAUAUAUUUUUAAGUUGUUCGGUUUAUGUUGUUUGCCGAUCGAUAUUUACUUUAAAAAGUGACAUAUAUCAUAUACAUUUAAAUUGUUUCCAUGGAAACGGCAAUUGUGGUUUCAAAAAAUAUUAAUUAAAACUUACCUGCAUAUAUUCCGAUCAAUUGGGUAUGCAUUAGGCAAAGUAUGCUGUGCAUGUUAAAUUAUACUUCAUAUUCUUUGAUUUCUUUGACAAAAAAUGUAGAAAAAUGUCAAUGUCUUACUCGUUACCAUGACAACCAACAACUAUUUGUUGCUUUUUUACAACAUGCUGUGUGUAUUCAAUACUCAUGUACAAUUUUAUAAUUUUCAUGAUGACGUAUAAUGUAUAUAUAUACGUUUGCAAUUGAUUUUUAUAUACCAUAACAAAUAUUCUUACGUAUUUAUCAUGUUGCCAUAGCAACCAUAAUAAAGCGAUACUUAUUAUAAAUAUGUUGUUUUCCUAUAUACAAUAGUUUGCCCUAUAAGAUAAAAGUAAAUUCAUUUAAUUCUGAAACAGGGCAUAUUUCAACCCUUCGUGAA
Messenger RNA from Dreissena polymorpha, 4169 nucleotides. RefSeq lists its product as uncharacterized. Gene Ontology annotation, molecular function: zinc ion binding. The transcript is spliced from 3 exons. Bases 1085 to 2005 code for a protein of 306 amino acids. NCBI's taxonomy places the organism in Eukaryota, Metazoa, Mollusca, Bivalvia, Myida, Dreissenidae. The record is from RefSeq and is a predicted model, not a curated record.